UUAUAUUAUCAUUACCAUACCACGAGCCAAUAACUAUCAGAAGUCAAAACCGAGCGUUCUCCUAAUUUCCUCCCCCCUCUCUUUAUCCCUCUCUAAAAUAAACACUAAAGAAUCCAAUGCGUUUGUAAAGAAUCUGCAGCGAGAAGGACUAUUUUAUGCUAAGCAGUUGUUCUGGAAGCCUUGCUUCAUUCCAAGUAGCUAUAUCUUCUGAUAAAUCCCGGAAGGAACUUGUUAAAAGGACUACUAGUCAACAGUUAUUCUGUUAGUGCCGUAGGGAAUGCUCAUUCAGUUUAAAGCCAAUGGAGGUAAAUCCUGUACGCUCCCAUUCCAAUGAGAAGCAACCGUUAGAGCAUUCUACAUCUACCAAUGGAGAACAUGAGCACACAGAAAAAGAGAAGAGUGCUUCCGUGUUCAUCAAUCAUGCUGCAAUUGCAUGGCAUGAGAGCAGAAGAAAGUGGACUGGAGAUCAAUCUCAACAGCCACAAAGAAUGAUUAAGGACCCAAUUAUAAGCUGGUCAACAACCUAUGAAGAUUUGCUCUCAACUCACGAGCCCUUCUCUGAGCCAAUCCCUUUACCAGAGAUGGUAGAUUUUUUAGUUGAUAUAUGGCAUGAUGAAGGCCUCUUUGAUUAAAUAAUCGAUGACAGUGUUUUAAUUCUACUGUAACGGAGACUAUAGAAGGUAAAGAAUACAAAGAUUUUUGACAACCCGAAAAGGCAGCCUGAUUUCUUGAAACUGAUUCUUCCAUGUAAAAUCUGAUAUGGAAAGCCAUGUACCUGAAAUUGAUUUCAAAUUAGACUAGCAAGGAUUUUUCA
Populus nigra (black poplar) is the source of this 814-nucleotide messenger RNA. RefSeq lists its product as uncharacterized. Bases 300 to 632 code for a protein of 110 amino acids. The transcript is spliced from 5 exons. Lineage: Eukaryota; Viridiplantae; Streptophyta; Magnoliopsida; Malpighiales; Salicaceae. The record is from RefSeq and is a predicted model, not a curated record.